AUAUGUGUGCAGUAAGAUAAGAAAACAUUCACUUACCUUAUUUAGAGGUUUCUGUACAGGUUACCCAUACAUGAAACUAUAUUGCUCAACUUGAGGGCCAACUUGCCAAUAAUCCAAGGGGCAUCUCAAAACAUAGCCUAACCACAAUCCGUCUUUACGUUCUGAUGAAUUUUUAUAGAUUCGGAAGAGGAGGUGGGAGAGGAGGAGGUGGAAGAGGAGGAGGUAGAAGAGGAAGCAGUGGGGGAUUUGGAGGAGGAGGUUACGGAAGCCAUGGAUCAAGAAGUAGUAGCAGCUCUGGAACAAGCAGGGGUACUGGUAAUUAUAGAUCAGGAAGUAGUAGCAGCUUUGCAACAAGCAGGGGCACAGGUAAUUAUGGAUCAAGAAGUAUUAGCAGCUCCGGAACAAGCAGCGGUACUGGCAAUUACGGAUCAAGUAGUACAAUUCAUGGAACUGAUAACAACAACCAUGCAGUCCGUAUAGGGCACAAUUUCAAUGGUAAUAGCAAUAGUGAAAAAUUUAACUAUCGACAGCCCAGUAGCAGUGGCUUUGACUUCAAUAGUAAUUACAUGCAGAACAGUCGUCCACAAAUAGACUGGGAUAUACUUCAUGAGAAACAGCGAGAGAUACUUGAGCCGCUUGAGAGGAUAAAUAACUUGAAUCUUGGGAGCUUUGAUUCACACAAAUAUAGAAGUACUUACGGGAAACCAUAUGGAAGUACUUUUAAGAACCCAUACGAAACUAUCCUCAAGGAUGUUCCUAAAGAGCAACAACGUAUUUUUAGUGAAUCUGGUCUUUAUACCCACAAAGCAGACCCUCAUAACUCUGCUUCAAUUCCUGCAGGGUCCCUUUCUACAAUUAGAAAUCAAGAACUCAAGGGAAGACGAUUUAGAAAUUCCAGAAGAAACUCAGUAGGUAGCUCCAAGUGUGACGUAAGAAAGCUGACAAAUGAUCCAAACAUCAGCUGGGUGUGCUCUAGAAUAAACAAGCAAAAGGAAUGCACCAUAAAGUGUAUUGAACCAAAGAAAUUCUCUGGCAUUGCUGCCGACAAAUACACAUGCAGACAUGGAAUAUGGACUCCGAAUCAUGUUCCACGCUGUAUUUAGCACAGAAGAGUGCAAAUAAAUUAAUUACUUUUCGUUAA
Messenger RNA from Parasteatoda tepidariorum (common house spider), 1141 nucleotides. RefSeq lists its product as uncharacterized. The record is from RefSeq and is a predicted model, not a curated record. Lineage: Eukaryota; Metazoa; Arthropoda; Arachnida; Araneae; Theridiidae.